Sorghum bicolor (sorghum) is the source of this 2744-nucleotide messenger RNA. RefSeq lists its product as uncharacterized. Gene Ontology annotation, cellular component: chloroplast outer membrane. The coding region runs from base 136 to 2430 and encodes 764 amino acids. The transcript is spliced from 4 exons. NCBI's taxonomy places the organism in Eukaryota, Viridiplantae, Streptophyta, Magnoliopsida, Poales, Poaceae. Gene Ontology annotation, biological process: chloroplast organization. The record is from RefSeq and is a predicted model, not a curated record.
UCCAUGCAACAACGAAUCAAAUCUUAAUCGCAUUUUUUUUUCUUUUUUUUGCUUUUUUUUUAUCCGUCUCGCACCAAUUCUUCUCCAAUUUCUCUUCCUUUGACCAGUGCACGAGUUGACAUAUAUACCCACCCCAUGGGGCCGCCCCCGCCGUCGCCACAACCCCCUCCGCACGCGCACGGCGGGCUCUGUUUCUUUGCCCCCUCCUGGGCCGCCUGGCUACGGGGAAUCGUCGGAGAGCACUCGCCCAACAACUCAUGGCGGAUUGACGGCAUGGAGGGUGUGGAUGGAGGCGAGGGUGGUGGUGGAGAGCCUGCUGGCCUGAGAUUCCUUCUCCACUUCGAUCCGGCGAAGCACGGAUCGUUCGACCGCACGCUGCUCGGCUUCUCGCUCUCCGCGCUCUUCACCCGCCUUCUUCGAUGGAGCAAGGACGGCGGCCAGCGGAGAGGAGGAGGAGGGCCCACGACGGCGAUCGCGGCGGAGGGUGGGGAGGAGGACUACUCCGGGAACGCCGCCGUGUCCGCCGCCGCGCUUGCCGCCGCCGCCUCUCUCUGCCUUGCGGCGAUGUACGCGUCUGAUCAGCGGCCUCGCCGCCGCCGGCUGCCGGCGGCGCCCCCUCUGCCUGCGCCGAGUUCAGCUCUGCGGCAUCAUGCUCUUCCUGCUCCUCAUGAUGGGCUCAGGAUUCUGUCGUCAGACCCAGACGAUGAAUCUCCGGACAACGUGCUUCACGGCGCGUCGAUCGGCGCCGGAGACGACGAGCCGGAUAUUGUCGCGCGAGUGGAGAUGGACGCCCAAGUUCGCGUAGCAAAUGCCGACGACGAGACCGAAACAGAGCCGGACCAUCCUCCGGAGGAGAACGAAGAAGAACGGCAGGAGCUUCAGCAGCUGAGGGAGCUGUGGCUGUCGCUGCUGGAGCGGGAGCAGAGGCUGGAGCUCCGCCUGCAGGAGCUCGAGAGCCUCCGGUCGCAGGAGGCCGAGGCCACCGUGCGGGACCUCGAGAGCCGCGUCGCCGCCGCCGACGCGGAGACCCGGCUCCUGCGGCUCAAGGUCUCCACGCUGCAGGAGGACAACGGCAGGCUCAGGGCGCAGGUGGAGGAGCUCGACACCGCCCGCGCCGAGCUGGCGCGCGCCAAGGAGAAGCUGCGCGCGGUCAAGGCGCGGGUGUUGGGCGAGCAGGAGGAGACGCGGCGCGAGGUCGCGGCGCUCCGGGAGAGGAUGGCGGAGCUCGAGAGCGGCGGCGAGGAGAGGGACGCCGCGCUGGCGGCGGAGGUCGCCGAGCUGCGGAAGGCGAACGCCGCGCUGGAGGAGGACAACAUGGAGCUUGCUCUCCGGCUGCAGGACGCGGAGCAGGCUGCGUCCGCCUCGGUUAAUCUGGUUCCUGAGGAGGGCAUGGUUGAGGAGACGACGUACCUGAGGGAGAGCAACGAGAGGCUGACGAGGCAGAUCGAGCAGCUGCGCAACGACCACUGCUCGCACGUCGAGGAGCUCGUCUACCUCAAGUGGGUCAACGCCUGCCUCCGCCAUGAGCUCCUCCGUGACCAUGACGGCGGCCACCCCACCGCCGCCGAGCAACAAGACCACCGCACUGACAACCGCCGCGUCGUCGGCUGCAGAGACGACCUGUCGGCCCUGGAGCUGAGCAAGAGCAUGAGCUUCCGCUCCAGCGAGAGGGCCAAGCAGCUCAUGCUGAGGUACGGUCACCCCGGUCUCGACGGCGGCUUCGACCCAGCCCUCUUCUCCCCGCUGCACGAGUCGGUCGACGGCGACGGCUACGAGCGAUCGCCGGCGAGCAACUACGAGCCUCAGCGGAGCCCUUGUGCUAGGUCCGAGACGGGGACGGCGAUGGCCGCGGCCUCCCCCGCCGCAGCACCGGGGAAGAAAGCCGGGCCGCGCAAUAAGCUCAAGCUUCUCGGUAACAUCAAGAAGCUGCUGCCAGGCGGCGGCAAGAGAAGCCACUCAUCAAGCCACGUGCACGGGCACAGACACGACCACGCCGGCGGCCGCGAUGGCAGGAAGGCGGCGCCGGCUCCAAGGGACGAGUACCUCGAGAAGGCUAUGCAGUGGCUGUCGACCCACGACGUGCUCGACGGUGACCACUCGUAUGAGAGCACACCGCUGUCGUCGUGCGAGAGGACGCCGUUGAGCAGCGUCACGACCAACACAACCGUGGACUCACGCGCCCGCGGCGGCGGCGACGGCGGCGGUCACAGCGAGCGUGGGGAGACGGCCUGGGCGGAGGCGGAGCCGGUCUUGGCAAGGUCGAAGAGCGACGCCGGCGGAGCAUACGGGCGGGAGGGGAGCAGCGGGUACCAUGCGCUCAGACCUGACCACCCGGCCAGCGAGGCGGACGAGCCCGACGGGUUCCGUGCGCCGGAGAAGCGGGAGGCGAGGAGGCGGUCGGAGGAUCUGAGGAGUCCGGCAGUGGCGUAGUACUUUGCAGUUAACGGAUUAACAGGCUGUUUUUUUGUAAAUAUUUGUACUCCAUUUUCCAGUUUGUAGUCAUGUAUGGUUGGCGGCAGAUCCAGGGGUACGACGGGUGGGGCUUGAGCCCUCGCCUACUUCCUCUCAAACAAUGGAGCCCUCAUUGAACCCGUCCAUAACUUUUUAGGAAGAAGGUAGAAGAAUAAUGGGGAGACAAAGGAGGGGGAGGAAGAGGAGUCCCUGUUAGGUUCAUGCUCUGUGUCCACACCUAUGUAUGGUUGAAUGAUGAUAUCAAAGUUUCCUGGAUAUGCCUUUUGAUUUGA